UCAUUAAAAUUUUUUCGUUGACUUGGAAUUAAUUGCUUGUGAAAAGAUAAAUUUAAUUAUUUUUUCUUUAAUUUAAAUUUCAAUUUUGUUGUUCUUUGUCGGUUUAUGAUAGUUGCAGCAAAUAAGAAUAGAAAUAUAUGAUACACUUUAAGAAAAUAAAGAAUAAGUUUCGUUUAAUUUAUAUGUAAUUAUAAAUGAAAAUAUUAGAGAAAAACACAAGUGCAAAAAUUCAAUCCAGUUAGAGGCGUACGUGAUAUAAACAAGAUACACUAUGGUGGAUACCAAAUGCAAUUUUCUAAAUAGUAAAUAUAAAAAGUCAGAAUGUAAUGCAUCCAAUACGGAUGUUACCAAUGAGGACGAAAGUUUACUUAGACAACCACUUCGCACAUCAUGUGCAGGUUUUUGGGAAGCGAAAAAGGCUUACGAAAACGGUACAGAUGAGGUACGACGUCUGUUAAUACAAGAAUGCUCUCUCAUCUACGAGUGCAAUAUGUGUCGCAAUAUGUUUCGUAGUUUGGCAAAUUUUAUUAGUCACAAACGCAGCUAUUGCAAAAUGACUUCGCAAGAUAAUUUCCACUCCUUUGCGGAUCGUAAUUCUAGUGUACUCAUUCAAACAGUGGAACGUUCGGAACCAUGGCUAGUUAAAAGCCGCAGCACAGGUUCAUCACCUAUUCCAAGCCCUAAAACUUCAAAUCGUGAUUUGAGUACAGUAAUUGAACGUUUGAAGCGAGUAGAGGUCUCUCCGGAAUGCAGUAAAAAUAACACUUUAUCAAUGGAACACAUAAUGAAUCCGUUAUCGCCAGAGCCUAAAGCUCCCGAUCCUGUCUUAGAACUGGAACGUGUAUCAUCAACUGCUCACGCAGUAUAUCAGACUUUAAAAAUGCAAAAUGAUUCUGAUAGUAUAAAAACAGAAUUAGAUGAAGUACACAACCUUUUAUCAAAUCAAAAAACUAUGCUCGGCCCCGAUGGCAAAGUAAUAAUUAGUCCAACUUUAAUAACUUAUACUGCAACAAGUGAAAAUGACAGCAAUGGACUAAAUGAACUCAAUUACGAAGUCACUACAAUAUUGGGAGGUAUUUCUUGCGAAAUAUGUAAUAUGACCUUUCAGACAGAGAAGACACUAAAAAUGCACGUCCAAAAGAAGCAUACAUCGUCAACUUAUGUAUUUCAGUGUCCAACAUGCUCAAUGACAUUUUUGCAACCUGCUGCUGUUAUACGUCAUUUGGCCAAUGAACACAAGAAACCGAUGCGAAGAAUACGCAAAAUGCGCGAUACUAUUCUUAAGAAACGAAUUCAAAUUGGAGAUGUUCAAGUGAAAGGACCAAGUCGUGAAGUAAAACGUCUUAAGAUGAAUAAUACCGAAGACAACGAUGUGUCUAAUUCACUAGAUCAACAAAAUGGAAAAUCUGUCACAUCAUGUUUGUAUUGUUUGAAGAAAUUCGAGAGAAGAGCUGCUUUGACAACUCAUCUUUCAAACUGUUCAGCACGGAAGACAUCAUUAAACAAGACAGAAAUGUCAAAGAAACUAAAUACUUUAGAUUUACAAAUCAAUGAAGAAAAACUACAAAAAGAAAUCUCAAAUCAAAUUUUAGAAUCUAAUAAUCAAAAUGAUAAAACCGUGAGUGGAGAACAAACCGAAGCUAAAGUUAACAUUAAGCAAGAGCCUCAAGAAAAUGAAAACUCGGGAGUCAAUGCAACAAAUAUAAAUGAAUUAUUUCAAAAUUUGGAAAAUCAAACAUUUGGCAAUGGUCUACGUACUGUUUCUUUGGAAAAGUUGGAAAUACUGGUAGACGCGAAAGGUAUCGAUAACACAAAUCCAGGAGAAUGUAAUAAUGGUUCUUACCAAGUCCUUUGCUCUUACGGCGAACAAAAUAAUGAAAAAUCAGUGAAGAGAAAUAAAGCUAUCAAUAGUGGAAAUGGUAUAAAAAAAGAGAAGACAAAACGUUUUCGCAUUAUAUCUGCUUCAAAGCAAUUAACUUGUCGUUGCAAAAUAUGCAAUAAACAAUUUAAUGCCCUGAGUAAUCUUAGACGACACAUCUCAAUGUUUCACUAUAGAUCGAGGAGAUUUGGCUGCAGUUUAUGCGAUUAUCGUGCCUUUAGACGUUAUGAUAUAGUAAAUCACUUGACGUUUGUUCAUAAAAUGACGGAAGAGCGCGAAACUAUGGCUGUGGAGUAUGUAACGGUCCAUGAAAUAAAAUAUUCAAAAGACGAUGUUGAGGGUGAUAUUGUCGUAGUUAGUGAUGAGGCUACUGCAUCUGAGCAGAAUAAAAUACAAGAGCAAGGACAAGUAGUAGUCCACGAAAAUGCCCUAAGGACAUACGUAAAGCGGGAAAAACGUAAGAACGUACUUUUACAGCCAAACAAAGUCCUAGAACAUCCAAACAAAGUAGAUUCCAUUGUAACCAAAGAUGUGUCUCACGUAAAAGUAAUUCGUAGAAAAAUGAAAAAAUCUCUAGACCAACAAGUUGAGGGUAAAAAGAGACCAAUUCGAAAUCGCAUAAAAACUGUCAACAAGGACUUUGUAUAUGAUCUCCUCACAGUCAAAGAAGAACCUAAGCAAUCGUCACGUGUAGCUUUCAAGCGUCGUAAUACGAUGUUUACCGAUCAAAACAACACAGCAAAUGUUCAUCUUACACCACCCUCCAUAAAACUAACACCAUACAGAUUGAGAACUGAGCCUUUAAUACCGUUAGAUAAAAGUGCUGUAAAGGGCGUUGCAUCUAAUGUUUGUCGUAAUGUAAUCCAUGAGGGCCUAGCUGCUUCUUCAACAUUGCCCGAAUUGCCUGCUGAGCGACCACAAAUGCGACCUCGUCUGAUAUCAUCUUCACGUAAUGACUCCAGUACUGUACCCAUUAUUGAAACAACUGAACUGGAGGCCGCUCGUUUAAAAUCGACACUCUUUGAUGACUCCUUUUUAGAAAAGUUUGCAAAGAAAUCAAAUCCCUCGUUUAAAAUGAAGCCAUUGUUGGCACUACAACAUAGUCCACUCAAUUCCAUACUUCAAAAGUUCGAUGCAACUCAACAAAAUAUUCUGCAGAGAACAGAUAAUAAUAAUUUCUUUAAGCCGCCGGAAAAGACCAACAGCACUCCACCAAAUUUCACUCUAUGUUCACUUCAACAAACAACUCUGAAAGAAAUGGAUAUAACACCAAAUGGAAAACAAGUUAUGGAAAGAUCUUCGCCGCCCGCCACUCCCAAAAAACGUAUUACUCUAAUGCAACGUCUUGCAGAAAACAGAGCCAAACGAAGAGACAGUGUCAUUCGUACCGCUUUAGAAAAUUAAUUUUAAGUUUCUUAGUUGUCAGACAUGCUUUCGAGAAGUUCCUUUCUAUCAGCAAAAUCGGUCCACAAAUAACGGAAAUAUAAGCAAAAAUCCGACAAAGUAUUAGAAAAUUUUGUGAAAAAAAAAAUACUUUUUUUGCAGACAGAAGAAAUAAAACAACAACAACAUGCAGGUUUAUAUGGUAUAUGUUGUACUUACACUAAGUUUGCUUGUUUUUAAAAACUAAAAAGUAUUAAAGAAUUAACUUUGGAGAAGGGUACAUAAGAUUCGACACAUACGAAUUAUUAUUUUUCAAAAUAAUUCACAGAAAAAACUAAUACAUAACUGUAAUGAAUUUUGUAAUAAAUAGUAUGAAUCGAACAUGACUUUUUUUUUCCCAAACCAUUUUCAUUCAGAAUAUUAAUAGUUCAUAAAAUGUAUGAAUUUGUACAUGACGAAAAGUUUUUGAGUUUUUACUUAUUUUCUUUGAUAUUCAUUAAAAAUAGCAAUAAAUGUCCCUUACCUAUUAAUUUGUUACCAUAUUAUUUAGAUAAUAAUCAUAUAUGUAUUAGCUAAAUUUUUAUGAUAAAUAAAUAAAAAUCUUGAAAAACAAAAUCUGAAAUAAAAAACCUCAGUAAACAUAGUUAAACAUCCAUUCUUAAUGAAAUUCUGCAAAUUACCCGCACAUUUCAUCGUUUUCAAACUAAAAUUCAUAAAGAAAUAAAAGAUUUUCCAAAGAAAAUUUCCAAAAUUUUUUAACAAAUAGAAAAAUAUAAAAUAAAUUUUAAGUCAAGGCUUCUAAAUUAUGUUUGAAAAAAUAAAGAUUAAAAAAAAUUCAUACAAUGUAGGAAUUUAAAGGGCCCAUACACAACACCAGCAUGCUGGCACAAUAAUUUGAUUGUGCUUUCUUGCUCGAACCAUAUAUGACACCAGCAUGCUUGUACAAUAUUUAUUUUUUCAGAAGUUUUCUGUUGUAAAGGUCGUUGCGAAUAAUACAAAUAUUACAAAGAACUGACCUAUUUUGUUUACCGCAAGCAUGAACUUGUAGGCAUAAAACAAUUAUCCCCAAAAUAUUUUUCUCUUGGAAUUCAUAGACAAACUAUGAUUAUUGCUCAAAAAAUUGUAUUUGUAUGAUCAAAUUUCCCCAUACACAGUACAAGCAUGCUGGCACAAUCACAUAAAUAUCAAAUUAAUUUUGAUAUCACACAAUCAGAUGGCACAAUAGAGUUUUAUAUACUAAACUUGAUUUAGAUAUAAAGUUUUAAACAAUUCUGAAUGUCAACUAUAAAUUUAUCGGAAUACAGUGGACGUCCACUAGUACGAAUUAUAUAGUGUCAGGCCCUUUCGUAAUACCGAAAAAUUCGUAUUAUUGAACAACACAU
Lucilia sericata (common green bottle fly) is the source of this 4644-nucleotide messenger RNA. RefSeq names its product zinc finger protein 800-like. The record is from RefSeq and is a predicted model, not a curated record. NCBI's taxonomy places the organism in Eukaryota, Metazoa, Arthropoda, Insecta, Diptera, Calliphoridae. Gene Ontology annotation, biological process: regulation of cell differentiation. The coding region runs from base 272 to 3283 and encodes 1003 amino acids. The transcript is spliced from 5 exons. Gene Ontology annotation, cellular component: membrane.